Molecule: messenger RNA, 4611 nt
Organism: Dinoponera quadriceps
Lineage: Eukaryota; Metazoa; Arthropoda; Insecta; Hymenoptera; Formicidae
Gene: Ent3
Product: equilibrative nucleoside transporter 4
Exons: 10
Coding region: 206-2080 (624 amino acids)
Biological process (GO): nucleoside transmembrane transport
Cellular component (GO): plasma membrane
Molecular function (GO): monoamine transmembrane transporter activity; nucleoside transmembrane transporter activity
Source: RefSeq, a predicted model, not a curated record
CACACACACACUCGACGUACUUCGGCGCGAGGAAGUGUAAAUAACGUAGUGCACGACUACCCGAAGGACUACCCGGCGCCUACCCCGCGAGAAGCGCCCGCGGUGCCUGCUGACGACGCGCGUACCAUGGACUCGUAGGGGGACCCGUCCAAUCCCACCGACGAACAUCCCGCUCUCGUCGCCGAUUCCACUCUCUUCCGACAAUAUGGACGAGAACCUGAGCCGGGGAUACGUCCAGCUGGGCAAGGCCAGAGGCGUCAACGACUUCAACUUCUCUAAGGGGCUCAAGCACCUCUCGCCGCCCAUCGACAACUACAACUUCAUCUAUGUGGCCCUGACAGUCGGCGGCGUAGGAUUCCUCUUGCCCUAUAACAGCUUCAUCAUAGCGGUGGAUUAUUUUCAAGAGAGAUAUCCGGGAACUACCGUGAUAUUCGAUAUGUCUGUCGUUUACAUUAGCGUAGCUUUCAUGGCGGUCUUUGCGAACAACAUCCUGGUGGAGACCUUCUCGCUGAAUACGCGGAUCACAUUUGGAUAUUUCGUAUCCUUCAUCACUCUGAAUAUUGUGCUGAUCUUCGAGGUAUGGUGGGAGCUCUUCGGCAAUGCGAUUUCUUAUAAGAUGAAUCUAGUCGCCGUUGCAAUAGUGUCGCUCGGUUGCACAGUUCAGCAAUCAAGCUUUUAUGGGUACACGUCCAUGCUUCCUAGUCGAUAUACCCAAGCUGUAAUGACCGGAGAAAGUAUCGCCGGCUUCUGGGUAUCGAUUACUCGGGUGAUAACGAAAUCGUCGUUCAACAAUGAACGUUACAAUACGUCCAUAUUCUUCAUGUUGUCCAUCUUUACGAUCCUGAUGUGCUUCGUGCUGCAUCAAGCAGUGCGAAAGAGCGACUUUGUGCAAUUCUACAUAACGCUGUGUCAGGAGAAAAAUCGGAUCACAUUGGAACCGACAGAGGAUGUUGGCCUGAUGGAUCCGUUAGACCAAAUCGGUGAUCCCUCGAAGGGUCAAUACGGAGUGCUAAAGAUUCAGACGAGUCCAUUGGGACCAGAAUCCGCGAAUGGAAGCGCUGACUUGAAUGCGUCCGGACAGUAUUCUGCGUUCUCGUUCAGCAAUCCAGUGUACGAACCUAGUGCCCCGUCGGGCAAUCCUCCUGGUAGCGCCGGGCCGACUUACAAAGUCGAAGAUGUUGUAGUCAUGCGAGGAGCCUGCGGAACGCAGAGCACAGGCAAACGGUGGUCUGGUAUCAAAAGAGGCCUGCUCGCGAGGCUCGAAGUCAUCAAGCUGAUCUUUCCGUACAUGAUCAGUAUCGCGCUUGCCUAUUCCGUGACGCUCUCUCUCUACCCAGGAAUCGUGUCGGAAAUAAUAUCUUGCAAACUCGAAUCGUGGAUGCCGAUUGUUCUGAUGACCACUUUCAACGCCUCCGAUUUACUCGGCAAGAUUAUUCCGCAGAUGUUCACUCUGAUGCAUUACACGUGGAAACACACGCAUGUGCUGUGGAUCUCCGCCACGCGUGCCCUGCUUAUUCCUCUGUUUCUGUCCUGCGCGAUUCCACGCGACGGUCCAAUCCUCUCCGGAGAGAUACAUUCGAUUUUACUGUCCUGGGCGCUCGGCCUCACCAACGGUUUAGUCGGUUCCAUACCCAUGAUUCAAGCACCCAGCAAGGUACCGGAGGAACAUCGGGAACUCGCAGGUAACAUCAUGACCCUGUCGUACACCGGCGGAUUGACCAUCGGAUCUAUAUUCGCUUAUCUGGUGGACGCCCUCCUCGGACCACCGUUGCAAGCCAAGGAUGUGUGCUCGAAAUUGGUGAAUACUCCGACGACGGUGAGCGCGAUUGGCAAUGCGACCGUGAGUGUCCUGACUACCGCAAUAUCCUCUACCCUCCCCGCCAUCGAGAGGACCACGAUGAUGACCACGAAGCUGAGGACCGCUGGCAUAUUGACCACGGUUCUGACGUCAACGUUAUUGUCGAACAGCACCAUGAGCCUGUUGACCGCGACCGGAUCAUUGGACGCGUCGACGACGGCCUUGCCCAAGAUCCUGGCUAAUGCUACUGUCUCGGCGAGUAAUGCGAUCCUGCAACAGUAAAAUGCACAUGUUGUGCACUAUGUUGAAUCUGGUAUUGACAUAUGAAUGAAAGAAAAAGAGAGUGUGUGUGUGCGUGUGUGUAUGUGUGUAAAAGAAGGUGAGCUUAAAGUUGAAAAGGGCAAGGUGAGACAUUUUAAAUUGGUUGAUCUUUUAUUGUAGAACGAUGCAAAAGGAACGGCCGAUUUCUCGUUUCAAAACUUACCGUCGUCGAUGCGUGCUGCGUUAUGUCACUUCGCAACUUGUAUUCUUUGCGCGACUGUGCAUCGUCAGGAACGAUAAGCAUUGCGAAAAGAGCACCGAGUAAAAAGUAAGCUUCGUGAGAGCAUCGUUGCACAAUGCGAGUACUUAAUUUCACAUUUAACAAUGAGGGGGAACAAAAGGCGAAAUCGUCCGUUAUUUUUGCACCAAGUCACCAUGAUAAAAGUAAUUGUAAUUCUUGUUAGAUAUUCGGCGUGCAAUUUCGGUGAGAGUGCUUCCGCAUUGCUCUCUCCGUUUCGAAACACGGUAGGAGGAACGUCGGUUCGAAUGAAGGUCGGAUUUUAUAUUUUGCUUUGGCGCAGAAAUCCCCGUUGCAAUUGCUCGAUAUCGCAUUCGUCGGUAUUAUCCGUUUACGCGUGAUUACUGCACGACGCACCUUUCUCGGUUUUUGCACCAAUAUCGCCAAAAUUCAACACGACGACGCACAAAGGGGUUGCGGCUGAUCGAAGUAUCGCUCUUACCGGGACGAGGUCGAGGGCCGAUCUGCGAGAGAUACGCGAGAUUACGCGCGUAUUCCUUUUCCAUUAGGAUUGUUGCGUGCCUUUCGCGCUGGUUUUGCCAAUCAGCGAACCGCUUUUCCGUAUGCACUUGAGGGUGAUAAGAGGAUGGAGUCGUUGGUGAUAUUCUUUCCACUUAUUCCGGUACGUUGACUCGCGCCUUCGUUGUUGUCUCAUGUUUUUCGGCGUGAUUACCGGGUAAGAGAAGCGUUAUCGAGUGAUACAUUAGUUAGUAGGGACAGUGCGAGUCGGCCGAGAACGCGAAAUCUGUCAAUGAUCCUCAAUGACAGUCUUCCCCGACGCGCGACAGACUGCGUUAGGUCGCUAUAGAUUGAUUGACGAUCGGGAAAUUUUGAUCGAUAACAAGUUACCGCGCUGUGCUUAUAUUCUGCACCGUCGAGUAUGCAGUCCGUCUUAGUCCCGUGUAUCGGUAGUCAUUACUUAAACUGAUCUCAAGUGAGAUUCCAUUUGGAAUGAGAUACGAGAUUUUCAGUCGAAUCACGAUUACAAAUGUAACGUCACAUUCGUAUCGUAUAAUUCAACUGUAAAACUCGGAACUAAUUUUGUACUCGGAUCUGAGUAUCUCAUAUGAGAUAAAUUUCAAGUAACAACUAUUAAUCCUUCGUUUGCGUAUUCGAUCUUUGAGACCUAGUAACUUUUCUGGUACGCUCUUAUUUAAAUAUCUAUAAAUUCUUUUACCUAAUAUACACAAAUAUCAUAGUUUUGAAUGUGCGAAAAGUAGAUUGGGAGAAUUUGUCGUUAUCAUCGUUUUCAAAAUACAUAAUUUAAGAUAUGAGAGAAGAUGGUAUGUUGAUUCCACAUAGAAAAAAAAAGAAAUUUUGGAUGAUUUAAGAAAAAAGUGUCCUGUGUUUAUACAUAUACAAUAAUUCGAGAUUUAACUGUAGGUCCUUAAUUUUUCUCUCGAGUCCAUUUGAUCCACAAUCCAGCAAGAAAUAAACCAUCGAAUCGACAUCAAAUCGAGACAAUCAAAUACUAUCAAAUUAACGACGAAUGUACGUCGAUUUGAUAUCUAUUCGAUGUUCAUUUCUUGCUGGAAAGUGCCAAACUAGGAUCGAUACGGGUUUAAUAUACGUCUCGGUACACGGUGUGCGAAUAUAGCCGAUAUGCGUUAUUUACUGUAAAAAUACGUAUAUUUAUACGAUACGUGUAUACUUUUCAAAUGAGAAAGAUCGACUCUCUCUCUCUCUCUCUCUCUCUCUCUCUCUCUCUCACCCAAAUAUCUUUUCCUUCCCCUCCAGCUUUGUUCGCAUUACCUGCUCAAGACAUAUCUCCGGUGUUAUGUAGGAAAUUAUAAUCAAAGUCUGUAAUAUUAAGAUGUAAUAAACCCAAAAAAAAAGAAUAAGAAAAAGCGCAACGUUACGAGGAAACAUAAUAAACUCGAUCGAUGCGGCAGUGAGCCGCGCGCGACGCAUAACGUGGACUAGCGCAUAGGAAAUGUGCAUUGUUCGUUAUAUGUUAUAUUUUUCAUUCUAAUGUCCUAAUUCGCGUACAAUGUAUCAGACGCGAUACGGCGUGGCCGGCUCUGCCGUUGACUCGAUGCUGAGAAAUCGAAGGAUAACGCAGCCGACCGUUCGCGGCGCUCCCAUGAUCGAUCGAUCUCUCGCGCGCUCGCUUCGACGAGCAUGGUCCGACAUUCGAACCCCUCCGAAAUUUUCGGGAGAUGUGCGAUCUUACUGUGAUCAAUCACGGCAGAGAAAUCACGCCGUAUCGAAAUUAGUUAAUAUAUACAAACAAUAAAUAUAUAUGUAUAUAAUA